CCUAUCACUCCCCCAUCGCGUCACGGUCCGGCCCUGACCUCCAAGAUCCAUCCAUGGCGGACGCCGCGACGCUCUCCUGCCUGCCCAUCUCGCUUGCCACGGCCCUCUUCGUCCUCCUCCUGCUCCUCGGGAGCCUCAGGAAGAGCAGGCGUGAGCGCAGCCUCCGGCUGCCGCCGAGCCCGCCGUCCCUGCCGGUCAUCGGCCACCUGCACCUCUUCAAGAAGCCGCUCCACCGCGCGCUGGCCAACCUCGCCGCGGCGCACGGUCCGGUGCUCCUCCUCCGCUUCGGCUCCCGCCGCGUGCUCCACGUCGCCGACCCGGCCGCCGCCGAGGAGUGCCUCACGGCCCACGACGUCGUCUUCGCCAACCGGCCCCGGCUCCCCUCCGCGCGCCACCUCUCCAACGGCUACACCACGCUCGGCUCCUCCAGCUACGGCGCCAACUGGCGCAACCUCCGCCGCAUCGCCACCGUCGAGGUGCUCUCCGCGGGCAGCCUCCUCCGCUCCGCGGCCGUCCGCGCCGACGAGGUCCGCCUCGCCGUGCGCCAGCUCUUCCUUGAGGCCGCCGACGGGGCGUCGGAGCGGAGCCCCGCGCGCGCCGACGUGAAGGCGCGGGCGUUUGAGCUGGCGCUGAACGUGGUGGUGCGGAUGAUCGCCGGCAAGCGCUACUACGGCGGCGACGGGGACGUGCCGGAGUCGGAGGCGGAGGAGGCCGCCAGGUUCCGGGAGAUGGUGCGCGAGUACUUCGCGAUACACGGCGCGUCCAACCUGCAGGACUUCCUGCCGAUGCUCGGCGUGCUGGACAUCGGCGGUGCCAACCGGCGGGCGGUGCGGCUGUCCCGGAAGCGCAACGAAUGGGCGCAGCGGCUCAUCGACGAUCACUGUGCUGCUGCUAAUGUCGACGGCGAGGGGAGGAAGGGCCGCGGCGGCGGCAGGACGAUGGUGGGCGACCUGCUGGACAUGCAGGCGGCCAAUCCGGAGGCGUACAGCGACAAGGUCAUCAGAGCGCUCUGCCUGAGCAUCCUUCAAGCCGGCACGGACACUUCGGCGAGCACCAUAGAAUGGAGCAUGGCGGAGCUGCUGAACCACCCGGACGCCAUGGCGAAGGCGAGGGCGGAGCUCGACGAGGUCGUCGGCACGGGGCGCCUCCUCGAGGAAGCCGACCUUCCCAGCCUGCCCUACCUCCAGUGCAUCAUCAAGGAGGCCCUCCGGCUGCACCCGAUCGCCCCGCUCCUCGCCCCGCACGAGUCCUCCGCCGCCUGCUCCGUUGCAGGCUACGACAUCCCGGCGGGAACCAUGCUCCUCGUCAACGUGCACACGAUGCACAGGGAUGCAAGAGUGUGGGAGGAGCCGACAAGGUUCUCGCCGGAGAGGUUUGAAGGCGGCAGGGGCGAGGGGAAGUGGAUGCUGCCAUUCGGAAUGGGGCGGAGAGGGUGCCCCGGCGAGGCGCUCGGCAUGAAGAUGGUCGGGCUCGCGCUGGGCACGCUGGUGCAGUGCUUCGAGUGGAGGAGGGUCGGCGAGGAGGAGGUUGACAUGGCGGAAGGAUCAGGGCUGACCAUGCCCAUGGCUGUACCUUUGGAGGCCUUGUACUGGCCUCGUGCAGAGAUGACACCGGUGCUAAGGGCACUCUAGAAAUGGAACAGCAGUUGUUCAUUUUUUUGAGAAAAUUCACUAAUAAAAAAGCAAUUUCGGGAGGAAAGUUACAAAAUUA
This is a messenger RNA of Hordeum vulgare subsp. vulgare (domesticated barley), 1710 nucleotides long. Its product is annotated as cytochrome P450 81Q32-like. The record is from RefSeq and is a predicted model, not a curated record. Bases 54 to 1631 code for a protein of 525 amino acids. Lineage: Eukaryota; Viridiplantae; Streptophyta; Magnoliopsida; Poales; Poaceae. Gene Ontology annotation, molecular function: iron ion binding; monooxygenase activity; heme binding. The transcript is spliced from 2 exons.